Molecule: messenger RNA, 2035 nt
Organism: Helicoverpa armigera (cotton bollworm)
Lineage: Eukaryota; Metazoa; Arthropoda; Insecta; Lepidoptera; Noctuidae
Gene: Sptr
Product: sepiapterin reductase
Exons: 3
Coding region: 471-1271 (266 amino acids)
Biological process (GO): tetrahydrobiopterin biosynthetic process
Molecular function (GO): sepiapterin reductase (NADP+) activity
Source: RefSeq, a predicted model, not a curated record
AAACGCUGAUAAUUUUAAUGUCAUUGAUUUGAUUGAUUGUCAUGUCAGGUUUCUCAGAACUUUAAUCUGUAUUAUUUGUACUUGUACCUAUUAUUUUUUGUACAAAAUCUUUUCCACCAUCGUUAAAUAAAUUAAUAGGCGUUUAGCCUACCUUUGAACUUUGAUGGAUCCUUGGGGCAGUGAAGUCAAUAAUUCCGAGGUUGUAUCGGAGUUUGAAGACAAUUUCCAACCUCCUUCCGUGUCCGAGAAGUUAUCGGAUUCUGAGCAGUAUCUCGCUAUUUUAGAGCGCAAGUUAAAGGCAAUCAAGUCCAAGAACAAGGUGGUUGACAACCUAGCUGCAUACAGGGCUGACUGUAUUGACCGGUUGAUGCGCGACGGCUGUGACUUGGAUCCUGUUAUUGGAGACACUGAAGACGAGAAACUGUUGCAGGAGUAACUUCUCUAUUUAAAACAUAAUAUUGUAAGUAAUCAUGGCGUCAGCUAUUAACAUUGAUUUAUCAGGAGCAACAUACUGCGUACUGUCAGGGGCUUCCCAAGGUAUUGGCAGGGCUAUUGCAGUUGAGCUCUCAAAGCAUCUUGGUCCUAAAUCCCUGAUGUUGCUGCUGGCACGCAACAAGGACCAACUGGCCAAGACACAGGAGCUCUGCCAAUCAGACAACAUUAAAGUUGUCUAUCAGUCCAUGGACCUCUCUAAGGCCACUGCAGAGGAAAUGUUAGAUGCCAUCAAUAAUUCUCUAAAAGGAUAUAAGAUCAAUGACUUUGCCAACUGUGUGAUCUUCCACAAUGUUGGUUCACUGGGUAACCUGGCCGUGCCCACGGAGCGCAUUGAAGAUGUUGAUGAGAUGAGGCACUACUAUGAUCUGAAUGUGUUUAAUGUUAUCAAACUGAAUACUCAGUUCCUUAAGGUGUUUGAGGAGGUGGAAGACAGAGUCAUCAUUGUGAAUGUGACAUCUCUGUGUGCCAUCAAGCCCAUGAGUGGCAUGGCCAGCUACUGCAGUGGCAAGGCCGCCAGGGAGAUGUAUUUCAGAGUGCUUGCAGAAGAGAAGAAGCAUGUCAGAGUGCUGAACUACUCCCCUGGGCCUGUUGAGACAUCUAUGAUUGACUAUGUCUUGGCUGAGACAGUGAACGCUAACUUGAGAGAUGUGUUCAUGUCGUUCAGGUCUCAAGGGGCACUGCUUAAGCCAGAGGUCACGGCUAAGAAAUGUUUGAAAGUAUUGCUGCAGGGCAAGUUCAGCCCGGGCGCGCACGUUGACUAUUUUGACGAUGAGUAGAUAUGUUUAACUAUCUAGAAGUAGCUUUCUUACUUGCAUAUUUGCCAAACUAUCAAUGUGAUUAUAAAUUAUUAGCUUUCGAAUAUUCGUAUAUGAUGUUAUAUGUAAUCUAGUUAAUUCCAUAUCAAUCUGUGUUACUAACUAGGUCUGUUUCACUGUUAGACAUGUAUUUAGAACAUACAAUGUGUGUAGCGUUCAUCUCCAUAGACUAUGUUGUGUGUCAAGCUAUACUGUGACUAAAAUAACUCUACAAAAUGUAUAACUUGUAUUUUAAAGUGUUCUAUGUUCUAAAAACCUUUUUCUAAUAUAGUUCUCAUAAUAAUCCUUGACACAAUAUUCCCAAUAAAACAUUUGUUGUUAGUUUAUUUCUUUCUUAUUAUAUUUUAAUUGUUAUUUAGUGUUAGUUAUUCUCUAGGUGAAGACUGGAGGGCUGAAACUCGCACAAAAGUUGAUAUCUUGGAUAUCUUUUCGUCAACAUCGAAUUUAAAGUAAUCUUUAUUUUAUUCUUUAUUAAUAACUAAGUAAAAGGUUGGGAAUAUUUUGUCGAAAACGAGAUGUUACCGUCAUAGUACUAGACACAUUUGGAUAAUAAAUUACCUAGUAUUGGUAUAAUGUAUUAGUAUCAAGUGUAGUGUCGGUUGUACCGUGAUGGUGUCAUAGAAACACUCAUAGGAAAGUAACAUAGUUCCUAACAUUCCAUAACGUUACAUGUAUCUAGUAGUCUAUGAAUGCAAUUCAUAUUAACAAUAAAUGCUUGAAAUAAA